Molecule: messenger RNA, 1209 nt
Organism: Perkinsus marinus ATCC 50983
Lineage: Eukaryota; Perkinsozoa; Perkinsida; Perkinsidae
Exons: 9
Coding region: 1-1209 (402 amino acids)
Source: RefSeq, a predicted model, not a curated record
AUGACUGAGAAGAAUCGUCCACCACAAUCGUUCCGCAGUCUUUUCUUCCCCUUCGAGCUCGCCGGAGUUAUUGCCGUCCAUCCGAGUAUACUUCCAGUUACCAAGGACCUAUUGGCAAUGGCAGAGAGCAAAGAUUCGAUUAUCACACAUGUUUGGGGUCCGACCAAAGUGUAUGCGUAUUACAUCCCAAAAGAACCCAAACUGUCAAGCAAAUGGAACCCUAUAGAAAUUAUGGACAUCGGAAAGUACGGUGGACGCGUCGAGUUGGAAGCUUAUCAUCCCGGAAAUAUCCGAAACUUGAUUAUGGAGCAGUUUAGUCGUCCGGGGCUGUCUAUCAUCAUCGUAUCCAGCAGAAAGCAAGCUCCUUACCAUCCUAACUUCAUCAAGGAGCUCAAGGAGGCACUGAAGGGCAAAAGCAGCAUUUCGUUACGGUGCGGUAAUGAAUUCCUUUACAAAAUGCUCCAGUACGAUGGACGUGAUGAUGAUGACGACUACAAUACUCUGUUCCGCGGGACUUCUCCAAGAUUGAACUAUAUGGACCAAGACUGCCGAAAACUUGCGAGUAUGAUCCAAGCAUCCCGAGACCAGGAGAUACCAGCAAGCCGUAUAUUCAUAUUCUCCCAAGGCCAGGGAAGAGAUCUUUCGGACACUUGCGCGACGCUAAUGCCUGUUACAUUCCGGAAUAUACCAACAUUUGAAGUUACCUCCCCUGAGACUAAUUGGGAAAAGGAAGAUGGGAAAGCCGCUGGGAGCCUAGCCCGGAAGAUAGAAAGAGAGCUUACAGCCGAUCAUAAGCAUCGUACAGUUGUAUUCGCUCAUCGGAGCCCACAAGCCGCAAUGAAACGCAAGGCUUUGGAGUCUAAGGUGCAUCAAGAGAUUCGAAUUAAAGGCGACACCUACACGAAGUUCAUCAGCUUGAUAAUUCCACAGAUGAAUCCCGACCAACCGUCGUUCUCAUGGAUGGACAUGAUGUAUGAAGUACUGAAUCUUAUGAAAAUCCGGUCCGCGUCGGUAUUUCUGGUGGCCGAACUGUCCUCUGUAGAUGCUGCUACAAUAGGGGUAAUGAGCGACCUUCGAGGCAACCUGUUCUAUCAUGUCGGAGAGGAUUCCAAGCUACAGUUCUGCCCUUCCCAAUAUAACCUCAAAUGUAUCAGUUAUCCGACUGAGUCGGAGGUUCUAGGUAAGCUGCGAGCUUUUGAGAAUGACUAA